Molecule: messenger RNA, 1309 nt
Organism: Suillus paluster
Lineage: Eukaryota; Fungi; Basidiomycota; Agaricomycetes; Boletales; Suillaceae
Exons: 9
Coding region: 5-1264 (419 amino acids)
Cellular component (GO): methionyl glutamyl tRNA synthetase complex
Molecular function (GO): tRNA binding
Source: RefSeq, a predicted model, not a curated record
GUCAAUGAAUACUUUGACUCGAUCAGUCCAUCUUCUGAUUCUUCAUCGAUUGCCAACACGAUUAAUCACGCGAGUUCAUAUUUUAGCGCGAAAAAUGUCCUACGAAUCUUCUGUGUCCGGGCUCCCUUCCCCACUUAAAGAUCUCGUCGUGAAUUCGCAAGUAGAUGUCGGAAAGAAUGAAGCCGACAAGGCUGAAGUGGCCCAGUGGAUUGAGAAGGUUGCGAAGGGGGAGGUCGUAAAGACAGCUGCUCUUCCAGAUCUCGAGACCCAGCUCGCCCCUCGCACAUAUAUUGUGAGCAACUAUCUCACUGCAGCAGACGUUGCUUUAUAUGGAGCGCUGCACCCAGUAUUUUCGCAGCUACAGCCCGCUCAGCUCUACUCUACUCCUGCACUCACGCGUUACUUUGACCACAUUCAAACGCGUCCAUCUGUGGUGGCUGCGGCACGUGCACUGUCUCCAGCAUUUUCUUUUGUCUCCUUCGACCUUGCGUCUGCCCCUCCGAUCGAGAGGAAAGCUGAUGCACCGAAGAAGAAAGAGAAGGCGGGGGCUGCGGCGGAGCAGGUUGAACCGACAGCUGCAGUGACACUCAAAGAGGACAAUGUACCAGCAGAUAAGCCCAAAGAAAAGAAGGAAAAGAAGAAGGAUGCAGCCUCUGCUGAUAACGGAGGCAAGAAAAAAGAGAAGGUUUCUGCUCCUGCUGGUGGCAAGGCUGUCGCUGAAGAUGCUGGUGACCCUGUACCUUCAAUGAUUGAUAUGCGGAUCGGUCAUAUUGUUGACGUGAAAAAGCACCCUGAGGCUGACAGCUUAUAUAUCGAGCAAAUUGACCUUGGUGAGGAGACUGGUCCACGGACAGUUGUUUCUGGUCUCGUGAACUACAUACCUAUCGAAGAGAUGCGGGACAAGUAUCUUGUCUGCAUUUGUAACUUGAAGCCCGCGAACAUGCGUGGAGUGAAGAGCUUUGCGAUGGUUUUAGCUGCAUCAUCAAAGGAAGGGAAGGACGGCGGCGUCGAGCUAAUCCAACCUCCACCAGGCUCCAAGCCAGGCGAACGGGUCUACUUUGAGGGCCCCGAGUACGAAAAUGCUCAGCCACUGUCUCAAAUGAACCCCAAGAAGAAAAUAUUCGAGACAAUUCAGCCAGGGUUCACCACACUAGAUACGAAGGAGGCAGCGUGGAUCAACCCGGUAACCAAGUCAGUUCACAGGAUUCGUACAAAACACGGUGUUUGCGUCGCCCCGAACUUCGUUGGAGCAUCGUUAUCAUAGAUAAUAAAGUUGUAGAGAUGCGGCUAAGGAAGCUUGUGGCCAAGU